Messenger RNA from Nematolebias whitei (Rio pearlfish), 1448 nucleotides. It is a transcript of the gene adra2a, whose product is annotated as adrenoceptor alpha 2A. The transcript has a single exon. Lineage: Eukaryota; Metazoa; Chordata; Actinopteri; Cyprinodontiformes; Rivulidae. Gene Ontology annotation, biological process: adenylate cyclase-activating adrenergic receptor signaling pathway. The coding region runs from base 16 to 1278 and encodes 420 amino acids. Gene Ontology annotation, cellular component: membrane. The record is from RefSeq and is a predicted model, not a curated record. Gene Ontology annotation, molecular function: adrenergic receptor activity.
GCUGCUGCUGCUGUAAUGGAGUUUGACAACGAGACCAACCAGAACUUCACAGGCAUGGACUCCUACAAGCUGGAGGUGGCUCUGCCACUCAGUGUGCUGGUGGGGUUCAUGAUCCUGCUCAUAGUGUUCGGUAAUGUGCUGGUGGUCAUUGCUGUGUUUACAAGCAGGGCUUUACGAGCUCCUCAGAACUUAUUCUUGGUGUCUCUGGCAUCAGCGGACAUUCUGGUGGCAACCCUGGUGAUGCCUUUCUCCCUGGCCAAUGAGCUCAUGGGGUACUGGUACUUCGGUGAGGUGUGGUGUGAGAUUUAUCUCGCACUCGAUGUUCUAUUCUGCACUGCUUCCAUCGCCCACCUCUGUGCCAUCAGCUUGGACCGCUACUGGUCCAUCACCCAGGCCAUUGAGUACAACUUGAAGAGGACACCACGCCGCAUCAAAAGCAUCAUCUUCAUCGUUUGGGUAAUUGCCGCCAUUAUCUCCUUUCCACCUCUGAUCACAAUGGAGAAGAAGAACCAAAAGAAAUUUCCAGAGUGUGGGAUCAAUAAUGACAAGUGGUACGUCGUCUCCUCCUGCAUUGGCUCUUUCUUCCUGCCGUGCAUCAUCAUGGUGCUGGUCUACAUACGGAUCUACCAAAUCGCCAAAAAAAGGACUCGGGCGCCACCAGGAGACCGGAAGCGGGAUGAUGUGACAAAGCCAGCCAACGCUGCUGCUGUCAACCUGAAGGAAAAUGGCAUGGGCGACGCAGAGGAUCGCCUCUGUCACGAGAAGCUCAAUGGUGAGCGGGACAUCGAGCUAAAGGAAGGACUGAGAGGAGCACGGGAAGCCGAUGAAGUGAAAGGUGAGGUCAACGGGGUGGACCUGGAGGAUUCAUCCUCCUCCGACCACAAGGUGAACAACCCAUGCUCUAUUAAAAAGAAAACAAACAAGGGGAAAACCAGACUGAGCCAAAUCAAACCAGGGGACACUUACACCCCAAAGCAGGCGCAGAGCACCAAGGCCAGCCGUUGGAAGGGCCGGCAGAACAGAGAGAAACGAUUUACCUUCGUUCUAGCAGUAGUAAUUGGAGUCUUUGUCAUUUGCUGGUUUCCCUUUUUCUUUACGUACAUGCUGAUGACGCUGUGUGAGUCCUGCCACGUGCCCAUGACCCUAUUCAAGUUCUUCUUCUGGUUUGGCUACUGUAACAGUGCCCUGAACCCCCUCAUUUACACCAUCUUCAACAAUGACUUCAGAAGGUCCUUCAAAAAGAUCCUGUGCAAGAGGGACACAAGAAGAUACGUAUGAUUCAGUUUUCCUUUUGUUUGGUAUCUUGUACAUAAAUUGUGAAACAUCUUGCCCAUUGUGCAUGGACCAGCAGUUUGAGAACAGCCUGCCCAGGAGCAGAUUUAUGUGCAGCAUCCUCCUUCAAAAGCAUCCACCUGCCACAGCUUUAACACGGGCAGAGAACACACAAC